AUGCUUGUGGGUUAUUGGUCGGGCACGCAAGCGAAUUUGGGAGACCUGGGUUGUUCACUAGCCGUGGUCCGUAUAGAGGGCUACCGCUCGGGGUUAGGUAUGAGCAUUAGGUUAGAGAGUGAGGUUAUUCAUUUGGCGUGGUCCGACGUGAGGGUCUACUACUCGAGGUUGGGUGCGAGCUUUAGGCUGAAGAGUAGAGGUUGUUUGGGGUUAGGUGUGCACGCAAAGGCUUAUAGGUGUGAGGGAUGUAGGGCAUGUAUAGAUGGUCGUGGGCGAGAACAAGUCAGGCAUGGAGGGGAUAAGGUCGUUAUAUAG
Messenger RNA from Dovyalis caffra, 315 nucleotides. The record is from the annotation of a GenBank genome assembly. NCBI's taxonomy places the organism in Eukaryota, Viridiplantae, Streptophyta, Magnoliopsida, Malpighiales, Salicaceae.